Messenger RNA from Colias croceus (clouded yellow), 3274 nucleotides. RefSeq names its product exonuclease mut-7 homolog (gene Nbr). NCBI's taxonomy places the organism in Eukaryota, Metazoa, Arthropoda, Insecta, Lepidoptera, Pieridae. Gene Ontology annotation, biological process: nucleobase-containing compound metabolic process. The transcript has a single exon. Gene Ontology annotation, molecular function: 3'-5' exonuclease activity; nucleic acid binding. Bases 137 to 2674 code for a protein of 845 amino acids. The record is from RefSeq and is a predicted model, not a curated record.
UGUCGUCAAACUUCAAAUUCUAUCGAUAGUCAUAAAAAAUUGAAUUGUUGUUUAUUUCGUUUUAUCAGUGCAAAAGUUUAUAUUUUCUUAAAAAAAAAUAAAAGUCCAAAUAAAUUAUAACAAAAGCAAUAUUACAAUGAAUUUAAGUGAUCUUGUUAGUAGCAGCCAUCAGUCUAUAAAGAUUGUACCUUCUAUUGAAGAUUCAUUACAAGAGAUGGGAUUAGAUGUUAAUCUUGACGAACAAACUAUUCUUUGGUUUAAUCAACUACAAUUAACUUGGAUGACGUGGAGAAAAAGUCCAACUGUGGAAAACCACUUGAAAUCCUUAUACCAAUUUGACAAUCCAUUUAGAAUAGCACUAGUAUGUAUAAUAAAGUGCCAAGAGUUUAAAGAUUGUAAGCCUAAGACUCUUCCUUUUUAUAUAAUUGAAUCCUUACAAAAAUGGUCUCAAAUGAAUAAUAGAAUACCUGAUGAAUCUUUAAAACUUCCAGCUUUUCAUAUAACAACAUUACAAAGAAAUCAAUACUUCCUCAACAAAGUUGUAAAAACUUUUGAUAUAAAGACAAUUAAACACAAAGUUCUACCACAAGUAAUAGAUAUGAUAAAGAAUGACAAUUGCAAACAAGCAACACAAUUUGUAAGUGCUUUAGAAUUAUAUGAUGAAAUACCAAUAGAAGAUUUGCUUUUUCCACUGAUAUUACAGGACAAAAUUAACAUUAUUGAUGAAUAUCUUGCUGAAUCACCAAGUCAAGUCAGACCUCUAUUAAAAUUCUUGGAUUCAUUGCUUGAUAAAAAGUGCAAUAUUAAAGAUUAUUUUCAAAAAUUUAUUGAAGAUCAUAAAGUUUAUAAUGUUAAACAUGAGAAGUUACACCAUAAACCCCUUGGAAAGUUAGUAGCCCGCAUCUGUAAUAAGUAUAAUGUUCCAAUUGAGACAUGUAAAAAUUUGAGUAAAAAUCGAACAUCAGGAGGGCUAAGGUAUUUAAUUUAUCAAAAAUAUGUAGAACACAAUGUGAGUGCUUCAGUGUGGGAUGAUUUGGUCAAGGACUCAUUAAAGAAAAGUGAAGGAUGUGCUGAGGAAUUUAUAAACAUGUUAAUUGACUAUGAUCAUAAUGAAGCUUUGAAAUGGGCAACAUAUUUAAAUAUACCCGAAGAUAAUCUACCUACAGCACUCCAAAACUUAUCUGUUAAGGAUGUUCCCAUUGAAGAAGAAAACUGGGAUGUUGUAUCAGAUCCAGCACAAAAAUUUUAUGAACUUUCCUUACCAGAAAACUGCAUCAUAAUGAUAGAUACAACUGAAAAGUUCUAUGAUGUCAUGAAUCAAUUAGAAAAAUGCAAUUUAGUCAGCAUUGAUUGUGAGUGGAAGCCAUCAUUUGGUGCAGCACAAUCACAAGUUGCCCUUAUUCAAGUAGCCACUCCAACAUGCAUUUAUCUCAUUGAUACUAUUAUUUUCAAUGAUAAGCAGUAUUCCAGCUUCUGGCACAGGUUCAAUAAAGGUCUCUUAGAAAAUGACGAGAUUAUAAAAUUAGGGUUCGGUCUUGAACAAGAUUUAAAGGAAAUUAAAGCUUCCAUUAUUGGUUUGUAUAAUAUCAAAAUAAAAGGUGAAGGAUUAUUGGAUUUAUCCCUGCUUUGGAGAACACUUAUUGAUAGUGGCCUCUCAUUUCCAAACACAUGUGAUAUUGAAGGAAAAGGUCUAAGUUCACUGGUACAAAUAUGCUUUGGAGUACCACUGAAAAAAACUGAGCAAUGUUCUAAUUGGGAACUCAGACCACUAAGAAAGACACAGAUACACUAUGCAGCCCUUGAUGCCUAUGUAUUAUUAGAUAUUUAUAGCUAUCUCCAGAAAUUGUCUAAUGAAUGUAAUAUAAAUUUUGAAGAGGUUUGUAAUGAAGUUAUGUUGGAUAAAAAAGCGAAAAUUGUUAAGAAGCCAAAAGCUAUUCAUAAGUUGGAGGCAACUGCAUGCACUUUUGUAAAAGAACCAAAACAUUUAAAGUUGCUUGUGGAACCAGAAUUAUCACGUUUGGUGGCUUACCUAAGGUACUGUGGAAUUGAUACAGCAGUAAUUUCAACAUCAAUGGUAUGGCAUGAUUCAGUAGGUUUUGCUAUGACUGAAGAUCGUUGCAUUGUCACAACUAAGUUGAAAUUGACAUCUACAUCUAAGUUUCCCCAAAAUUGUAUUUUAGAUGUAGGUAAAGGAACUGUUAAAGAUCACUUACAAAGAAUUUUCACAUAUUUUAAUGUUUCUGUACAUGAAAAAGAUCUUUUUAUGAGGUGUGUUUAUUGCAAUGGACUGGGUCUAAGACCAUUGAAUUGUGAUGAGCUUUCAGAUAUAUACAAUAAAUCUCAAACAAGUGUUGUGUCAACGGCUAGUUAUAAUCGUUUUAGAGAUGAUAGUUAUGAUGAGGAUUAUGACGAUGCAUUAGAUAAUUUUCUCAGUGAAUCUGAUGAUGAAGAGCCUUGUAUAUAUCCUCCACCAAAACAGAAUACACCUUGCACUACCAGUAAAGGUGCCACUAUAGAUCUGAGUAGUAUACAAAAUGUUUAUUCAUUUGCACAAACACAUAAGGACAAAUCUAUUACUCUUUGUGAUGAUUGUGGUAAACUUUAUUGGGAUGAAGAUGACACAUUCAAAUGCAUCAGGAAAGUAGUAUUACAAUUACUAAAUCUUAGUGUUUAGACUUAUUUUAUACUAUAAUUAAUUGCCAAUAGCUGAAUAGGUAUGACCAGAACAUCAGUUCAUUAAAAUAACUCAGUAUUUUAAUAAUUUAGACUUAGAUGUUUAACUGUAUGUACUUGUUGACUUUAUGAUCGUAAAAGAUAAGAUAAGAAAUAUGAAAUUAAGAUUCUGUUCUUUUAAUGUUUAUAAGAAUUUAUAAUAAUUUUACAAUUACAAUCAUAAAAAAUGUGCAAAUAAAUCAUAAGAGAAACUAACUUAGUGUUAUAAAAUCUUUAUUUAAUAUUGAUUGUAACAAAGUAAGGCGUUGCAAUUAUUAUUUGUAAUAUUUUUUAAACAUUGUUAAUGUAAUAAAUAAGGCCACCAUUGUGUAUCUGAAUGGACUAUCAAAUGAUAUCAAAUAUGAAAGUAAAAACGGUAUCUAAAUAGACAUAGUUUACACUUGCACUUCCAAAAACCGAUUUAAAAUUAACUCUAUCAAGCCAUGAUUUUAUACAGAACAUCUAUAAAAUUUUAAAGAUCUGAUUAUACAAUAAAUUUACUUAUGCAUUUGUAGUUUGUACUAGUACAAAAUCAAUAUCAUUUAUUAAAGUAUUACUUUGA